GAAGUCCGGAGAGGGGGCGGGGAGAGCGCGGCCCCUCGCCCGCCCUUGAUCCCCAGGCCGCCGGCCCUUUGAGCACAGUCGGCCGUUCGGGCCGCUGCGGGGACCGGCAGGUGACAUGCUGCGGCGGCUGGCGUCCCGCUGCGCCCGGAGCCUGGGGGUCCGCGGGGGCGCGCGUCCUGCCGCGGGGCUCCGCCACCUGGGCCGCAGCCCCCGCCGCCGGGCCUCCGAUGCUCCCCGGAACCAGCCCCCCAGCUCCGAGGUCGUGGCCCGGCCGGUGGGCGUCUGCUCUAUGAUGCGGCUGCCGCUGCAGGCCUCCCCCCAGGGGCUGGACGCCGCCUUCGUCGGGGUGCCCCUGGACAUUGGGACCUCCAACAGGCCCGGGGCGAGAUUUGGACCCCGGCGGAUCAGGGAAGAAUCCGUGAUGCUUCGGACAACCAACCCUAGCACGGGGGCCCUCCCCUUCCAGUCCCUCUCGGUUGCAGAUCUAGGUGAUGUGAAUGUCAAUCUUUACAACCUUCAGGACAGCUGCCGUCUAAUUCGAGAGGCCUAUCAGAAAAUCGUAGCAGCCGGCUGUAUUCCUCUGACCUUGGGUGGAGAUCACACAAUCACAUAUCCUAUAUUGCAAGCGAUGGCCAAAAAGCAUGGCCCCGUGGGGCUGCUGCACGUGGAUGCCCACACGGACACGGCUGACAAGGCCCUAGGAGAGAAGGUCUAUCACGGGACGCCCUUCCGCCGGUGCGUGGACGAGGGACUCCUGGACUGUAAGCGUGUGGUCCAGAUCGGCAUCCGGGGCUCUGCCAUGACCCUGGAUCCCUACAGAUACAGCUGGAGCCAGGGCUUCCGGCUGGUCCUGGCUGAAGACUGCUGGAUGAAGUCCCUGGUUCCUCUGAUGGGGGAAGUGAGGCAGCAGAUGGGAGGCAAACCCAUGUACAUCAGCUUUGACAUUGACGGCUUGGAUCCCGCCUAUGCCCCGGGGACAGGGACGCCCGAAAUUGCUGGUCUCACCCCUAGUCAGGCACUGGAAAUCAUCCGGGGUUGUCAAGGCCUGAACGUGGUGGGCUGUGAUCUUGUGGAAGUGUCACCGCCUUAUGAUCCUUCUGGAAACACGGCCCUCCUGGCGGCUAACCUGCUGUUUGAGAUGCUGUGUGUGCUCCCCAAAGUGACAGUCGUCUGAACCUCGUGCUCUUCCUGAUAAAUCAGCAGCUUGUGUCGAUGACAGAUUCUCAGGAAUUUAUGUGCAAGAGGCCUGAGUACUCAAGUUUAUGCCAGUAAAACCUUCUGCUAGAGUGUCACUGGAGGCUGUAAAAUCAGGGCAUUCAGUAGAAGUCUGAUCCAACAGCUAAUAUUUCUAAGGAGUCUGAAUUAAAGAGAAGCACGUGUGUUGUUACAAGGGACAGAGCAUUUAGUUUAGGAUUAUCUAAAAACUGGAGAA
This is a messenger RNA of Acinonyx jubatus (cheetah), 1432 nucleotides long. It is a transcript of the gene AGMAT, whose product is annotated as agmatinase. The transcript is spliced from 7 exons. Gene Ontology annotation, molecular function: agmatinase activity; metal ion binding. The record is from RefSeq and is a predicted model, not a curated record. Lineage: Eukaryota; Metazoa; Chordata; Mammalia; Carnivora; Felidae. Bases 116 to 1174 code for a protein of 352 amino acids.